GGCUGUCCUGUGACUCCUUCAAGUAUGUUUCCACUCUCACUUUAUUUAAGACGUGGUUGUAAUUCGUGUGAAGGCUAAAAAUACUUUUCCACCUCAUCAUCCAUGUUGAGAGAUCGGUGUACUUCCCAACAAACUUGUUCACGUAAGAGACUGUCGGUGUCUUCUUGCUUGAGGCUUGUCUUUCCUCUCAUAUCACAUAUAUUUGUACUGGUGAAACAAAGACAAGUUGUUGACUAUGAGGAUAAGUACUUGUCCAAGUACAAAUGUUUGACGACCUAACUGGAUAUAUGUAGUCUUUCAUCACAAAGCAAACAUACGUAAACGCUCCAUUUAUGCUAUGAGUAUACUUUUUGAAUGAACACAUGCCUUUCCUAUUUGCAAUCUUCAAAUUAAGUGUUUGAGCAAGCAGUAUAAUAAGUGCGACUCGUUUUGAAAUAGGCAUGCCUAAUAUGUAUGCAUACCGAACGCUCUGUUAAAAUCAGUCGAACACAGGAAGUCUCCAUGUAAUGAGAUCAUAUAGAUUCAGAUCAUCCUAUAAUACCGUGAAGAUUAAACUCCAACAAAGGAAGACGAGCAGGGAGGUCAGGCAAGACACAGGUGCAGGAUUUUAAUCAUUCUUAAACGUGACAAAUCGUGCAUCGUUUAUCGAGCAGCCGGGACUUGCUACAUAUAUAUUUUCAAAAUGGCACAGUCAGAUCCGUGGAAAAAUCGGAAAUCAGUACGAAUUUGCGCUUGCCUGGACAUGAUUUUUGCACUGCUCGUCAUUUCUGUCUAUAUUCUCAGAGUAGUAUUGGAAAAUGUAGACGAAGAAGAAGGCAGGUUGUCCAAAGGAUUUUUCAGACCUGGUGAAAAACCUGCAAUUACUUCCGCACUUUGGGCUGCUGCAUUUAUCAUCAACGUGACUCAAUUUGCUUUAGCAUAUUUGCUAUUUUCCGUUGUAAAUAAGGGGUUGGACGAGUCGGAAUGUGCAAUUCAAGCCAGUCGGUCAAAGUACUGGCUGAUUUUUGCGAAUAUAACAUUUGUGAUGCUCAUCUCCAAGUUUAUUUUCUUUGUCUUUUUCGACAAGGGGAACGAUUCUCUCGUGAGAGUGCCCAUGCUCAUCCUCUGUGUGACCGAGCUGUUCUUCAAAGGUUACGCAAUGUAUUUUGUAAAAGAGUUGGUGGACGAUUUGAAAGCGACCUUCAAUUCAGGCACAGCCAAGGUGCAGUACAUUACCGUCGUGGAUGGAAAACGGUUGGUAGAUCCUCGUUCUAGUGUUUGAGGUAGAAAACUGAAUACGUAACACAAUCGUGUACGUAUUUAAACUAUGCAACUUUCUCCAUUUCAACGGAUAAUCGCCCAAUUCACAACGAAUUACAGAAAUCUAUGUGAUGUUAAAGGUUGCGAUGUUCGGGAACCCUGCUUUUAACGAAUUUUGGAAAGUUUCCUUGUAGCAUGAUGUCAAUAAGGUCAACUGUGCAUGUACUGUUGGCCUUAUUUCCGAACUCGUCCUCACUCGAAAAAUUAUAAGUCUAUAUCCGAAAACAGAAUUCAAAAAUAAUAAUUCAGGACGUUGGUCUAAAAUUAGAUUAUGCUGAGGCAAUGAUACCUUCGACGAUGUGACUCUUUUAGAUCGCUAUUAAACCGUUUAGUAUUGAUUUAUACAAUGUUUCUAAUUUAUUAUAGGAAUUCUUUUUAGUACUACCCUUAUAUUAAUUAUAUUAUACUAAUUCAUGAAUAUUUUACGAUACAUGGUCAUAAGAAAAUGGAUUUAGGCUUGUAGAUAUGUAAAUUAGUAUCUAGUAAUUACUUAGCUAUCUAAAAUCUUGUUCUCAUUUAUUAUUUAUUUUAGUUAAAAUAGAUAACAACAAUUAUACGAGUUUAUGAUAACUAUCUUGUAUCCUCAAUUUUCAUACUCUUCUAAUAGCAAGUAAUAAAUAUACGUUUUUUGGAAU
Folsomia candida is the source of this 1934-nucleotide messenger RNA. RefSeq lists its product as uncharacterized. The transcript has 5 exons. Bases 683 to 1261 code for a protein of 192 amino acids. The record is from RefSeq and is a predicted model, not a curated record. NCBI's taxonomy places the organism in Eukaryota, Metazoa, Arthropoda, Collembola, Entomobryomorpha, Isotomidae.